Messenger RNA from Pieris macdunnoughi, 1986 nucleotides. The record is from the annotation of a GenBank genome assembly. NCBI's taxonomy places the organism in Eukaryota, Metazoa, Arthropoda, Insecta, Lepidoptera, Pieridae.
AUGGGAUUUGUUGCACCAGUGGUCUUAUACGCAAAACUUCUCAUAAAACAACUUUGGUUGUGUGAAUGUGAUUGGGAUGAUAUACCACCCGACCACAUCAUUCAACAGUGGUCCCGUUUUAAGGAGGAACUUCCUCUUCUUGGAAAAAUUAAAAUUCCACGACAUGUUGGCAUCGCGUCCGGUGAUGUUGUAACCGUUGUGGGCUUCGCGGACGCAAGUGAAAGGGCCUACGGAGGAGUUGUGUACUUUCAUGUAAGAGACAGUCAAGGUCUUCGCAAAAACUCAUUUAGUCUGAUAAGCGCUAAAUCUAAAGUGUCACCUCGUAAGGUGGUUUCGCUAGCACGUCUCGAGCUUUGUGCAAUAUUAGUCCUAAGCAACUUAAUUGCUAAUGUAAUUAAUGCUUGUAACAAUCGCAUUAAUAUAGAUCGUGUUUUCGCAUUCUCAGACUCGACUGUAGCUCUUUGUUGGGUGCAUUCUUCGCCCCAUCGUUGGGAUACUUUCGUUGCUAAUAGAGUCUCUAAGAUUCAGAAUGAAUUUCCACCGCAAACAUUUUAUCACAUCGCUGGCCAUGAAAACCCCGCUGAUUGUUUAUCUCGUGGCCUUAGUCCCGCACAAAUCAUUGAUCAUCCGCUUUGGUUCUGCGGUCCUCAAUGGAUUCUAUCAGAUCCAAGUUUUUGGCCUGUUACGGAUUUUAAUCCAUCUACUGUGUCUCAGCCUCCAGAAGUAAAGAAGCAUCGCCUCAAGCCAUUCCUUCAGAACAAACUUCUUAGAGUCGGAGGACGGUUGAGUAACGCCGAUAUAAAAUUUGAUAGUAAGCACCCACUCAUACUUCCUCGGAAAGGUCAUAUUUUGAAUCUUAUAGUGGAUUACUAUCACAAAUUGAAUUGCCAUGCAGGUCCGGAGCUAUUGAUGUCCAUACUGCGUCAAAAAUAUUGGAUUUUGUCCGCUCGAAAUUUAAUUCGAAGCCGGGUUCACAAAUGUUUACCCUGUUUUCGACUCCGCGCUAAACCAAAUUUUCCUGAAAUGGCCGAUCAUCGCUCCUGCCGAGUUACACCAGUCGCUAAACCCUUCGUACAUACUGGCACUGAUUACGCGGGUCCCUUUAAAGUGAGUAGUUCGCGUGGACGCGGAAUUCGAUCGUUCAAGGCAUACGUAUGUCUUUUUGUGUGCUUAACCACCCGCGCUGUUCACAUAGAAGUUGCAGGUGAUUUGAGCACAGCUAGCUUCCUUGGAGCUUUUAAGCGUUUUCUAUCACGCCGUGGUCCCGUGGCUCGCGUGUACUCAGAUAACGGCACUAAUUACGUAGGCGCAAAGCGCACGCUUUCGGAGUUACACGACUUCUUAGUUUCAAAACACUUUAACUCUGAGUUUGGUCACGUAUUAGCUGAAACUCGCAUUGAUUGGUCAUUAAAUACUCCAGCUGCUAGUCAUUUUGGUGGCAAUUGGGAGACCAAUAUUAAGAGCCUUAAAACUCAUUUAUACCGGGUGAUAGGUGAUCAAAUUCUAACUUUCGAGGAGUUCAGCACUGUACUUGCACAGAUCGAGGCAGUGAUGAACUCGCGGCCACUGUGUCGCACGCUAUCCAAUGAUCCAUCGGAACCUCUCGCGUUAACACCCGCACACUUUUUAAACUUAACACCGCUAAAGUAUCUACCAGCUAGAGAAAUCGAAGAAGAUAGAUUACAUUUGCUUUCGCGUCAUGAGUUAGUUGACAAGCUGGUGCAGUCCUUCUGGAAGCGCUGGAAGUCUGAUUACCUUCAUACAUUGCAAAUGCGGAACAAGUGGAACACGCCAGCUAAGCCAAUUUCUAACGGCGAUGUUGUAAUAGUUAUUGUUGACAAUGCACCGCCGCUCCACUGGCCGUUAGGAAUAGUGGAGGAAGUUUUCCCUGGUUCAAACGGUGUUAUACGUGUGGUCCGCGUUCGCACGGCGUCAGGUACCUAUCUACGUCCUGUAGUACGUCUCUGUCCCCUACCUAGCGAAUAG